Molecule: messenger RNA, 1764 nt
Organism: Drosophila bipectinata
Lineage: Eukaryota; Metazoa; Arthropoda; Insecta; Diptera; Drosophilidae
Product: fatty acyl-CoA reductase wat
Biological process (GO): long-chain fatty-acyl-CoA metabolic process
Cellular component (GO): peroxisome
Molecular function (GO): alcohol-forming very long-chain fatty acyl-CoA reductase (NADP+) activity
Source: RefSeq, a predicted model, not a curated record
AUGGUCAAAUUAGCUUCCAAAAAGGCUUUUUCAUCAACGAGCUCUUCGCGUCGCAGCAGCAAUGAUCCUGCCACGGCCAGUGCUCACCAGGAAGAGGACGACCAGGAGGAGCAGCUCUUUCAGGAGGCAGCCUCCAGUACGAGGACAAACAGCAUCGAUGGAAGUCCCGGAUCCCUACCCACUGGGCUGGCCCACUGUGUGAGUGCCACUCCGGUUACGGAUUUCUAUAGCAACGCCACCGUACUCAUUACGGGCGGAACGGGAUUCGUGGGCAAAGUGUUAACAGAGAAAUUGCUACGCUCGUUUGGAUUGCGUAAAAUUUACAUGCUGAUACGCAGCAAGGACAACAUGAGCAUACAGGAGCGUUUGCAGGGCUUUUUCAAUGAAUCGAUAUUCAAUAGAAUGCGCGACGAGUCGCCGCAAUUGUUGGAGAAGGUGCAUCCGAUACGCGCUGAUUACAGUGCCAUCGACCUGGACAUUGAUGCCGCCGACCGAGCAAUGCUCUCGUCUGAGGUCCAGAUUGUCUUUAAUGUGGUGGCAUCGGUGAAGUUCAAUGAGAAGCUCAGCGACGCCAUAGACAUCAACGUCCUUGGCACCAAGAAGAUACUCGAUCUGGCCAUGGAAAUGAAGCAAUUAAAGUCCUUCGUACACAUUUCAACACUAUACUGCAACUGCAAUCGCGAAUUUAUCAAGGAACAAGUGUACGAGAACGAAAUUGGCUACGAAAAAAUCAUGCAGAUCUAUCGCACCUUUGAUGACGAAACCUUGGAGAAGAUGCGACAUUGCCUUAUAGGCCAAAUGCCCAAUACCUACACGAUGACCAAGAAAUGUGCCGAGAAUCUGGUGAAUCAUCGAGCCUUUCACAUGCCGGCUGGCAUCUUCCGGCCGCCCAUAGUAAUGUCAACGUACAAGGAUCCAUUUCCCGGCUGGACUGAUAAUUUGUACGGGCCAUCAGGUUUAUGCACUUGGUCUGCCCGGGGACUCGUCCGUUGCAUUUACGGGAAGGCCAGCUGCAAGGCGAACAUGGUGCCCGCCGAUUAUGUGGUGAAUGCCAUGAUAGCAACCGCCUGGGACAUAUCCCGAAGAUUUAAGCUCCGGGAAUGUCAGAUUGAUGGAAAAUCAGAGCUGCCCGUUUACAACUACGUUUCGGAGGUGAACAACAUAACCUGGGGCGAGUACAUGCGUCUGUCGCGCAAAGGAUUUCACGAGCCCUUCGACAAGGCACUCUGGUGCUUCUCGUACGUUAUAAUACCAUCGAAGCCUCUGCAUUGUGCAAUUGCAUUUUUCUUGCACAAUAUCCCAGCUUAUAUUUUAGAUUUAAUUGCCAUGGUCACCGGACAAAAGCGCAUAUAUGUGAAGGCUUAUGGGAAAAUCUCUCGCAUAAUCGACAUGAUGGCUUGGUUCGGCCUCAAGGAGUGGAAGUUCGCCCAUCGCAACAUUGACGAAUUGAACGAGCUGCUGCCGCGCGAGGAGCGUCGGGUGCUGCAGUUCAACAUUGCCACGAUUAAUUGGAGCGAAUAUUUCCGUUCGUACCUCAGUGGCAUCAGGCGCUACUUCUUCAAGGAUAGCGCUAACGAUAAUAAAUUACAGCAGCGCAAAACUAUUUAUCGCAGGAUGCUCCUCCUGCACACUCUCUUGAAGACGACAUUCGGUCUUUCAUUAAUUAUGUGCAUGCUCAAAGUUUAUCUCAGGAUUUUCAAAAUUAUGCCAAAGAUUGCGCUCUGAUGGCGAACGAGCAUGAUUGUAAAUUAUAAUGAAACGAUU